UAGGGUAUGCUAGACGAAAAGUAUAGAUGGAUUGCAGAGUGUUUUCGAGACACUAUGGCUGGGGUGUUUGGAGGCAUUACAGCUGUUUAUUCUACUCAACCUCUUGAUACGACUAAAGUUAAAAUGCAGACAUUUCCUAAUGAAUAUCGUUCUGUAAUAGUGACAUUAUCGAAAACUUUCAAGCAAGAAGGCAUCAGAGGUCUGUAUGCUGGAUCCAUUCCUGCUGUUCUUGCCAAUGUUGGUGAAAGUGCAGUAGCAUUCCUGGCUUAUGGAAGGAUCAGUUCUAUAGCUCAAUAUAUGACUGGCAGUAAAAGCCAUCAAGAGUUAUCCUUGUUGAGUCAAGCUUUCUGUGGGGCUGGCUCUGGAGCAUGCGCUUCAUUUGUCCUUACACCCACUGAACUGGUUAAAUGCAGACUACAGACUCAGUAUAUCACUGGAAAAGCUGCAAAAGGUGUACCCACCACACCAUUUGCCAUGUUCAUGCACAUUGCUACUAAAGAGGGACCUCUAAAACUUAUGAGAGGGUGGACGCCAACAUUAUUGAGAGAAACGUGGGGCUAUUUUUAUUUCUUUGGUGGCUAUGAAGCAGCAAAAAAGGUUCUAAUGAAAGAUCCUGAUGAAAUUUCUUUAUGGAAAACUGCUGUGUCAGGCGGUGUUGGUGGAACAAUGUGUUGGGGAUUUGCUUACCCAAUAGACGUCGUCAAGUCUCAGGUUCAGGUGGGGUCUCUUUCUCCUUUAAAUGCAAUGAAGAACAUUUACAGCGAAUUUGGUUAUAAGGGAUUUUUCAGAGGAAUAACUCCUUGUUUAAUGAGGGCCUUUCCUGGUUGUGGAGCCUUGUUCGUAGCAGUGGAUUAUACAAAACUAGCCUUUGACAAGGUAGUCUUUAAGCCUUACUAAACUAGAGGUAAAUAUUUAUGAAUUUAAUUUGAAAUUGAGAAUUUUUACUCUUACUCUUGUAAUCUGCUUAUAUUUUAUAAAUGAACGGGUUUCUGAUCUAGGUUUAAGUUAUUAAUAGGUUAAAUAAGUUAUUUAUUGUAGCAAUAUAUUAAUACAGCUUGAUCUAUGAUGUUAUUUUAAUGGAAAGAUGUCAUGUAAUAGUU
This is a messenger RNA of Bolinopsis microptera, 1100 nucleotides long. Its product is annotated as mitochondrial ornithine transporter 1-like. Gene Ontology annotation, molecular function: L-ornithine transmembrane transporter activity. Gene Ontology annotation, cellular component: mitochondrion. The transcript has a single exon. Gene Ontology annotation, biological process: mitochondrial L-ornithine transmembrane transport. The record is from RefSeq and is a predicted model, not a curated record. Lineage: Eukaryota; Metazoa; Ctenophora; Tentaculata; Lobata; Bolinopsidae. Bases 7 to 897 code for a protein of 296 amino acids.